This is a messenger RNA of Diaporthe citri, 2019 nucleotides long. RefSeq lists its product as uncharacterized. NCBI's taxonomy places the organism in Eukaryota, Fungi, Ascomycota, Sordariomycetes, Diaporthales, Diaporthaceae. Bases 1 to 2019 code for a protein of 672 amino acids. The record is from RefSeq and is a predicted model, not a curated record. Gene Ontology annotation, molecular function: protein binding. The transcript is spliced from 4 exons. Gene Ontology annotation, biological process: cell division. Gene Ontology annotation, cellular component: anaphase-promoting complex.
AUGGUCUUCACCCAGCAGGACAUCGUCAACCUGCGGGCGUCGCUCCAGGAUGCCGUUGUCAAGUGCUCAGAGAGAUGCCUGUAUCAAUCGGCAAAGUGGGCUGCUGAGUUGCUUGACGUGCUCCCAGAAGCAACCUCUGAGGACGAUGGGGUGAAGCUGAACAGCACCCCUCGAGGCUACGUGCCUGCGAUAUUGACUCCGAACCCUGAUGAGAAGGAGGCCCGGCUUGAGGCUCGCGAGUUCAACAAGUAUCUACUCGCCAAGUCAUUCUUCGAUUGUCGGGAAUUCGAUCGAUGCACGGCGGUUUUCCUGCCCGAUUCCCUUUUAUCCAGCGUCCUGUCUCCCAAGGGCGACGACUCACCACUAAGUUCUCAACUGAAAACCACCAAAGGCAAAGAGUCCUUGGUCCCAACUCACACUAUAUUCCAACUGAGACCCAGUAUUCUCCCUGAGCUGAGCCAGAAGAGCUUGUUCCUGGCCCUCUACGCGAAGAUGCUCUCGGGAGAGAAGAGGAAGGAUGAGGACUCGGAGAUGGUUAUGGGCCCUCAGGACCUCGGCACAGUAGGCAACAAGCAGCUGCCCAUCGUGAGCCGUUAUCUCAAGACCUGGUUCGAGGAGCGGAGCGACGACCAGUCUGCCGAGGGUAGCCAAGGCUGGCUGGAAUAUCUGUAUGGCAUGGUCUUGGCCAAGGAGAAGAACACGGACGAAGCGAUGGCGUGGUUCUUGAAGAGCGUUCAUCUGUUCCCCAUGAACUGGGGCUGUUGGCUCGAGAUGACUUCAGCCAUCACCAGGGUAGAAAUGCUCAACAAGAUCGUACCUCGUCUACCGCAACAUAUCGUCUCUUACAUGUUCCACAUCCACACAUCACUAGAGCUAUACCAACCAACGAAUGAGCUUGGAACGGCACUGGACCAACUCCUGGGCAUCUUCCCAGAUUCCCCAUUCCUGCUCACAUGCUCCGCCCUCUUGUCUUAUCAUACCAAAGAGCUUAAAGAUGCCUCGACACGAUUCAGCCACCUCCUUUCUCUUCAUCCCCAUCGCCUAGACAGUCUCGACAUCUACUCCAACAUUCUCUACGUGCUCAACGAAAGGCCAAAGCUGGCCUUUUUAGCUCACCUUUGCUCAAGCGUCGACAAGUUUCGGCCAGAAUCGUGCGUUGUCAUCGGUAACUACUACUCCCUGCUUUCACAACACGAGAAAGCUGUGCAAUACUUCCGUCGGGCCUUGGCGCUGGACAGGUCGUGCUUGUCCGCGUGGACUUUGAUGGGGCACGAAUACGUCGAGCUCAAGAACACGCACGCUGCCAUCGAAUCUUAUCGACGAGCAGUGGACAUCAACAGAAGGGACUACAGGGCCUGGUAUGGUCUUGGUCAAACGUACGAGAUGCUGGAGAUGUAUCAAUACGCGUUGUGGUACUACAAGAAGGCUGCAGGUCUACGGCCCUGGGACGGCAAGAUGUGGAUGGCCGUCGGCACCUGCCUGCAGAAGCUAGGCCGUGAGCGAGACGGCAUCAAGGCACUCAAGCGAGCCUUGCUGGCCGAUACUUACUACGAAUCCUCGGGCAGCAGCUUCGGCAGCGCAGCCACGGGGUUCGACCGCACAGCGCUAGGCCGACUGGACACAGAGGUGCUCGUCCAGAUCGCAUUCAUGUACGAAAGCCUGGACGAGGAGGAGGAGGCCAGGGCCUACAUGGAGCUGUGCAUCGUCCAGGAGGACGGCAACGUCGACAACCUGGGCGACGGCGCCGCCAAGCACAGCGACGUGCUGUCAGACGAAGGCGAGGACGGCGACGAGCGGGAGAAGCAGAACCAGGGCAUCGGCGUCACGAACGUGACCAGCAGGGCCAGGAUGUGGCUCGCCAGAUACGCAAUGCGGCACGCCGACUUCGACACGGCGAACCGCCUGGCCAACGAGCUCUGCCAGGACGGCCAGGACGUGGAGGAGGCCAAGGCCAUCAUGCGCGAGGCGCGGUCGAGGCUGGACCUUUCCUCUGGGGUGGCGGGGGGUUCUGAUGGCUAG